GCGCCGCGCACCUUCUUUUUCGCGCAUCGUCACCGCCGCGUCGACAAAGUCGACACCGGUUCCCCGGCGUUUUUGUGGCGAUGGAGAACGCAGAGAGGAUGGAGGAAAGCUCGGAGCCUCAUACCAGUGAAAUGCUGGAGGAGGACCCCACCGAGAUCUUCGAUGAUCCCGAUGAGGACCAGGUGGUGGAAAUGGAUGAGGCCAUGUUCGCGAGAUAUCAGCAGGUCCAAGACCAGAGUUUUGACGAGAUACAGAUUCCCCGGAGCAUGGUUGAUGAGAUCCAAUGUAUUUGGAACUUGCUGUUGGGGAGGCUCCCAAGCCGCGAAGCGGCCGGCGAAGCCAUCUACGACAGCAUCAUGGAGGAAGCUCCAGGGAUUGCCAAGCUCUUCAAAUCCCCGCGUUCGGUCUUCGCUCUGCGCUUUGUCAACGGCCUCAACAGUUUGGUGACUGAAGUGGGCAGUCCAGGUGCUUUCAAGAAGCAGGUUGAAACCUUCGGCUUUCAGCACUUGGACCACGACGUCAGCGCACCCCGAGUGGAUCUCGUGCGUGACUGCAUCCUCAAUGUCAUGGAUCAGGAACUGGGCGCACAAUUCAGCAGUGCUGCCAGACUCAGCAUGACUGCCCUGCUGAACUAUGUGGGAGGAGCCUUCAUGUUUAUUCGCCGAGAACUUGCUGGGCGCAUCAAAAUCAUUCAGCGCAGCUGGCGCUUGGCUCAACGCUUGAUGGAAGCUGAAGAUGCGCCACCCAGAUCGACAACUUCAACUGCCGCCGAGUCUCCAUAUUGUGCCGAGGAGGACAUGCCAAAGGAGAUGGAAGCGGACGCAACCAACAAAGCGGCGGCCCUGGAGAAAGAGGCAGACGAUGAAAGCGGAAGUGUGAAAUCCAGUAAGCAGCAGAAUCUACAGGUGCCCACCACCUUCGAUGGCAUGUUCCUCUUCAACGCCGCCGUGAUGGGCUUUGGCGAGUCCACUUGGAUGAAGACAGUACUGGAACAUAUGGAUGCCAUUGCCACAAAUGUGGCCAAUACCAGCCGCUUGCAGGAAGAAUGCUAUGUGCUCUCCAUCCAUCUGUCCAAGUGCAAGGACCCUGUGAAUUUGACCGAGUUCAAGGCGGUGAUGUUGGCGGCCCUACGCUCCAUCGUACCAGAUGAAUGGAACAUGGACCACGAAGUGGCGUGGAACUGGCUCUGGGAGAAUGUGGAGCGGAUCAUCUCGUCAACCAUCGCCUUGCCCCGUGCCUAUGAGAAGGCGGUGCGCAACUUCCUUUUCUCGCAACCCGAGGACAAGAUGAUGUUCCUGAGGGCACAGACCUUCAAGACCUUCUUCAUGCGCUGCCCUUCUGGUCAGGACUUUUUCAAGCAGUCGACCACCAGGUUGUACUUCAUCCUGGACAAGAACUAUGAAAUGACCAUUGAGAUGUUCGAGAAUCCUGGCAAGGUGGUGCAGGACUUGUCAGCGCUGGGCCUACGGCAUGUGGGCUAUGGCGUUCCUGUGGAGUUGUUUCCGCCCUUCGUGGGAUCUGCCGUGGAAGCCGUCGCCGAAGUCACCGAAGAUGAAACAGUUCGCACAGCUUUUUCUUGGGGUCUGAAUUUGAUCUCCAAGAUUCUCAUGCGGGUGAUCUUGGAAGGUUCGACCAUUGUCAUGAAGGCCAUAAAUCUCAAUGAUGAGGCGGCGUUGCGGAAGGCCAUUGCCGUGGCGCCGCGGCAGCAUCGGGCCACAGAGCUGCUGAACAUCUCGGUGGGAACCCAGUCCUUCUCACCUUUGUUCUGGGCCAUCGAAUCCGGCAGUUUGAAUAGCGCCAGAGCCAUGAUCCAGGACUUGUUGACGAUCCGGGCAGAUCGUGAGGUCUACUACUACGGCUGCGAGGAGUUGUUCAGAAGACACCCGGACAUCGUCAAACGCUUGUGUACAAGUGCCCCCACCUUGCUGGAGACCUUGUUGGACGGCUUCAUUUGGCGUUCGCGGCGUUCGGUGCAUGGCAUGCGACGGGUGAAUUACUACAUCAAGUAUUUGAUUCAGGAUCUGGACGGGAAUUUUUCAAGCGCCAUGUCUUGCUUCGUGGAACAUGCGAGCCCCACGAUUGCCAGCCAUCCCUGCUGCGCGUUGGCUGCGGACACCGUUUGGUUCAAGUUCGCAACCACCUACUUCUUGUUAGGAAAGCUCUAUUUCCUCACGACCUUGCUGGUCUUCGCCACCAGCCAAGCCUUUUUAGUGCGCCAUGACGGCCAAGACGUUCCCGAGGAAGUCUGGGUGAUUUUCGGCUGCCGCCUGUUGCUGUACAUGCUUGUCUUGCCAGCAACCUUGGGUUCCAUCAUGUUGAAGUGCUUCGUAGACUGUGGGACGAAGAAUUUUGAGCACGUCUGUGGAGUGCCAAUCCCAGCCAGCUUGAAUGAAUUCAAUGGAUUGUUGAAAACCAUGUUGAUGUGGGUGCUGCUCAUCAUGUUCAUCACCGAGCCACUGAUCUGGUGCGCCCAACCGAAUGAUCCAGAGAUGCUCUUCCGAACGAGCUGCGAGGAAGUGAAGGAGAUUAAGAUGGCCUACAGCAUCCUCUCUGCUUUGGGCAUGUUGCUCUUCUGGGCCCUGCUGUUGGACUUUAGCGUCUUCUCCACACACAUCUCAGCAUUCCUUCUGGUGUGUGGCAAUGUUAUUGCAGAGGUGGGUCUUUUCCUCCUGGCCAUGUUCUUUUUACUCUUGGCCUUCUCCACCUCCAUCAGCGCGCUGAAUCAUCAUUUGGUGGCCUUCGAUGGAGUGCCGGUGUGGAUGCGGUCCCUAUUUCAAAUCGUCAUUGGCAUGUUCCCGGUGAGCAACUACUAUCUCUUCGAGGAAGAGCCGGCGAUCAUGGCGUUCUUAGCGAUUUACAUCAUCUUGGUCUUCAUUUUCCUCAUGAACCUGUUGGUGGCGCAACUGAACCAAUCCUACCACGGCAUGUUCGCCGAUAUGAAGGGAGUUGCCCGACUGAGGCGGCAAAGUGUGAUUUGCAGUGUCAUGGCGUCGGCUCCCAAUAGUCGAUGGAAAGCCGUCCUGUCGUCACUGGGUUUUGAGAAGCGUUGCGAGUUCAACGAAGGUGACGUUGGCGUCGCGGGAGGCAUUCAAGUCUUAGAGCCUGCGAGCGCGGUCGCUGUCACCCAUGACAGCAUCAAACGCUACGGCGGCUCCACGGCUCCCACAAUGCCUUGGCCCGCAGAGGUGGAACCCAGUGACGUCGAGAAGGAACGCUUCGAUCGUUUGGAGAAACUCAUCAUCAAGUCCAUGAAGUCGCACAAAAAGCAAGGGCACGGGCGUGCCGCGAGCAGCGCUCUGGGAACCAGCAGCGUUCUGAGUGAAGAUUCCUCCCAAGGUGGGAGUCCCAAUUCGUAGCGGCGGUCCGUUUUUCCAUGAAAUAUACCCUCUGGUAAACUAACAUGGC
Cladocopium goreaui is the source of this 3405-nucleotide messenger RNA. NCBI's taxonomy places the organism in Eukaryota, Dinophyceae, Suessiales, Symbiodiniaceae. The record is from the annotation of a GenBank genome assembly.